Molecule: messenger RNA, 2458 nt
Organism: Marchantia polymorpha subsp. ruderalis
Lineage: Eukaryota; Viridiplantae; Streptophyta; Marchantiopsida; Marchantiales; Marchantiaceae
Source: the annotation of a GenBank genome assembly
UGACACCUGUCGCAAAGAGGGCAGUCUGCCGCCGUGGUGUUGCCCCACAGAUCUCUUGGUGCCGGAGGGAAGAGGUGCAAUGUGCGAAGUGUCGGCCCCCGAGUUUCACAAUAGCUGCCCUCUUGCGAAAAAGGCCUGAGAGAUGAGCACCAGCAGAAGGAAGAGGCGCGACGAGACGCAGGCUCGUCAAGCGCCUUGGAAUGGCCGCGCCCCGCCCCGCCUCGCCUCGUCUCGUCUCGGACGAACCAUUCGACUCGAAUCAAUAUGAACCGAGUUGAAUCGAGUCCGAGGACUUGAAGGAGCGAUAUUGAGCCGUGGGAGCCCGCGGGCGGGCGGACUCUGUGUAUGGCUGGAUCUCCGCGGCGGAAUCAGAAUACCAUGAUCGUGGUCAUGAAAGACUGCAUUGAUCACAGUUUCCAAUUGGCGACGAGGCUCAUCGAGUAGCCCGUUAGUCGAAAGUCGACGAGGUUGAAUGACGCAGAAGCCUGCUUUGGAGUUUUAGUCUCUCGCGAACAUUUUCACUUACAAAAGUUUGCUCCAAUGUUUAACAAACUAUUCACGCAAAGCCAGGGGGCCGGGGCCAUGAGCCCUGCGGCUACCCCGCCUCCCGGUGGUAAACCAAGAGCAGAAAGUGCUCCUGCUCAGUACAACCACCCACAACAUCCACCCGCAGCAUCCGCUCUUUCCAGAAGUGCAUCUGCUCCAGUACAACCCAGGCAUAAGGUAUGGCUGGAGAGGCCGAAGUUCCCGGAUUUCAAAUUAGGCCCGUGCUUAGGGACAGGCAGCUUCGGUCGUGUACAUUUAGCUCAUUACCAACCACAGGUACAGAACCUUGUGUGCGCGACAAAGUCCCUGUCGAAGGCUUCGAUAUUAAAGACGAAACAGGUCAUCCACGUGAAGCAAGAGAAGGGAAUAUUACAGAAAAUAGAUUACCCGUUUAUCGUCAACUUGUUUGGCUGUUGCCAGGAUGAUAAGUGCGUUCAUCUUGUACUGGAGUACGUCUGCGGUGGUGAAUUUUUUACAUAUCUUCGCAGCACCGGAAGAUUUGAUGAGCAGACUACACGAUUUUAUGCAGCACAAGUUCUCCUGUCAUUUGAGUAUCUUCACGGGAUGGACAUCAUAUACAGAGAUUUAAAGCCCGAGAAUCUGCUUCUUGAUAACAAGGGGAAUAUCAAGAUUGCCGAUUUUGGGUUUGCCAAGCAGAUUGAUCGAAGAACAUACACAUUAUGUGGGACACCUGAUUAUUUAGCACCAGAAAUCAUCCUCAACAAAGGUCAUGGAAAACCGGUAGACUGGUGGGCGUAUGGCGUACUAAUUUUUGAGAUGCUGGCUGGCUAUCCACCCUUCUAUGAUGAUGACGCCCUUGGCACUUAUCAGAAAAUCUUGAGUGGAAGAUUGAACUUCCCAGGACAUUUCUCACGAAGUGCCAAGGAUCUGAUCAGGAGGCUCUUGGUUGCUGAUCUUACGAAACGAAUCGGUUGCCUGAAGAAUGGAGUGGAGGAGAUUAAAACACAUGCAUGGUUUUCAUCUACAAACUGGGACAACGUUUACAACAAGAAGGAUGCUCCUCCUAUAAGGCCUAAAGUCUCGGCGGAUGAUGAUGCUACAUGCUUUGAUGAUUAUUCGAAACUGGAGCCUAUGAAGCAUGAGUUUGUGCUCACUCCUGAUGACCAGAAAGUGUUUGAGGAUCUGUGAAAUGCUCUUAACCGGAACAUUCAGCUUCGUACGAGGCGCAACUGUCAGCGAUGACAGGGGUCCAAGUCACGAAGAAGGAGUUCUAGUUACAGUACUGCUCCGUGUCAACUGAUGUGCUUACAACAUGGUGCUCGCUGUUGUCCUUCAGUUUUUCUCCUGCCUUAAUAUUGGUCUCUGAAGGGGAUUGCAGACGUGCAUGCUCAUUAAGGAAGUUGAACAUUUGUGGAACGGAGUAUGUAUGAAUGAGACUUUUUUCUGUCCGGAUACUACUUUCCUAGUCACGGCAGUAAGUUUUAGGUGUAUUUCUCACAGCUUCCUUCAGUCACGAGUCACGAAUCGCUUAAACACGCACUACGAGCAAUUUGCACUUUACCCUGUAGCUUGGAGGUUUGAUAACGCACACCCAUCCUCCUUUGUGAGUUUUCAGGGCACAAACGUAGGCUUAUGCAGGUGACACUUAAAGUACAUGUCCAUGGAUCUAAAUGUCGUGGUAAAAAAAUUUAUUUGUCACUUCCUCUCUGCAGCAGCCAUACCCAAUGUCAAACUUCUUUGGCUUUUCGGUCCCGUCCCGUCCCGUCCCCCAAUUAGUAUAAUGUACUCUCGAAGCAACUGUUCUGAGGCUUGCAUAUCCGGGCGUUGUGCAUCUAAAUGCACAACGCCCGAAAUAUCCAAACUCCAAUGGGUUUCAGCACUCACAACCUACGAGCAACAAAACACGAGAAAACACUGAGAAACACUCCAGAGUGCAACCUGAGUCCUGAAC